Pyrus x bretschneideri (Chinese white pear) is the source of this 1452-nucleotide messenger RNA. RefSeq names its product ammonium transporter 2 member 5-like. Gene Ontology annotation, cellular component: plasma membrane. Gene Ontology annotation, biological process: ammonium transmembrane transport. The record is from RefSeq and is a predicted model, not a curated record. Lineage: Eukaryota; Viridiplantae; Streptophyta; Magnoliopsida; Rosales; Rosaceae. Gene Ontology annotation, molecular function: ammonium channel activity.
AUGAGCAACAUCACAUACGCACCUUUGCCUAGUAACCUCAUACCGGAUGAUGCCAGUCCGCAGUGGAUGAACAAAGGUGACAACGCGUGGCAGCUGACAGCCGCAACUUUGGUUGGCCUCCAGAGUGUCCCGGGGCUCAUAAUCCUAUACGGUGGCGCGGUGAAGAAGAAAUGGGCUGUGAACUCGGCCUUCAUGGCACUCUAUGCAUUUGCUUGUGUUCUUAUUUGUUGGGUUGCGUGGGGAUACCAAAUGUCAUUUGGGGAUGUCCUAAUCGAGGGUCUUCGGUUUUGGGGGAAACCUGACGUGGCACUUAACCAGCAGUAUCUGUUGGGGCCGGCAUUUAUGGGGAAAAUACCAAAUGCCACAAUGGUUUAUUUCCAAUUUGUGUUUGCAGCAAUUACUUUGAUUUUAAUUGCUGGGGCACUUUUGGGAAGGAUGAACUUUUAUGCUUGGAUGUUGUUUGUGCCUUUAUGGCUAACUUUUUCAUACACCAUUGGAGCUUUUAGUAUUUGGAGCCCUAACGGGUUUCUCCAGAAAGGACUCAUUGAUUAUUCUGGUGGGUAUGUGAUCCAUCUUUCUUCUGGUGUUGCUGGGUUCACAGCUGCCUAUUGGGUUGGUCCACGUUCGAAGAAAGACAGGGCAAGUUUUCCUCCCAACAACAUUCUUCUUAUGUUGACUGGUGCAGGACUUCUCUGGAUGGGCUGGACAGGGUUUAAUGGCGGAGACCCUUACGUGGUCAGUGUUGAUGCCUCCUUGGCUGUGCUGAACACUCAUGUCUGCACUGCUACCAGUUUGCUCACUUGGCUCUUGCUUGACAUCACUUUCUUCCGUAAACCUUCGGUCAUAGGGGCAGUUCAGGGAAUGAUCACUGGUUUAGUUUGCAUCACCCCUGCUGCUGGUGUUGUGCAAGGCUGGGCAGCAAUACUGAUGGGGUUAUUUUCUGGCUCAAUCCCUUGGUUUACCAUGACGGUUGUCCACAAGAGAUCUUCGCUCCUUCAGAAAGUUGACGACACAAUGGCUGUCUUCCACACUCAUGCCAUCGCCGGCGCCCUUGGUGGAAUCCUCACCGGUCUCUUUGCCCACCCGCGGCUUAGCUACUUGUUCUAUACCUCAUACGGUACGUAUGUUGGCCUAUUCUAUGGUUUCCACAUGGGAGGUCGCCACGUGCACACCGGCUUUCGUCAAGUGGGAAUCCAACUGCUCGGGAUCUUUUACAUUGUGACACUAAAUGUUGUGGUCACAAGCAUUAUAUGUAACCUGAUUCGGUUAUUAGUGCCGCUACGGAUGUCCGCGGAGGAUAUGGAGAUUGGUGAUGAAGCCGCUCAUGGGGAAGAAGCUUAUGCUGUCUGGGGACAAGGCGAAAAGCUUGACAAUUCAAGGUUUGGAGGAUAUGAUAUUGAAUCAUCAGCUGCCAAAAGUAGAGCAGCUGCUGGACAAAUUGAAAUGGCUUAA